UGAAUAUUCGAACGUAUACGAAGCAUAAAUCAUAGACGAGCUUCAUAUAGCUGUCAAUGCAAGUGUCAUUUUGAUCAUUCGGCCAUUUUUAUAAAAAUGGCGUGACUCGAAACAUCGACCGGCGGAAGUCUCUCUUGGAAAUCUCAUUUUACUAGCGAAAUCACUAAGGAGGAAUGGCGCCUAAAAAAAACUACACGCCUUUCCAAAUGGCACAGGCGAUCGAAGCAGUCAAAAGAGGUGAAAAAAUUGCGACUGCAGCAAAAAAGUUUGGUGUACCCAGAAUCACCUUACAUGACAAAAUUACGGGCAAAACUCCAGUUACAUGUUCAAUGGGUCCUGGUACAUAUUUAUCUACAGAAGAAGAGGCUAUAUUAGAAAAAUGGAUUCUUGAUAUGACUGAUAAACACAUUCCUAUUACCAAAGAUGAAUUGCUCGACAGUGUACAACGAAUUAUCGUUGAUCAUCAGAAAAAUACACCUUUUGCUAACAACAGGCCAGGUAGAAAAUGGUACAAUCUGUUUCUGAAUAGACAUCCUACAUUGUCUGAGAGAAAAGCGCAAAAUUUAAACACGGCACGUGAUGCCGUUACUGAAGAAAACAUAAAAGGUUGGUUUAAAGAGAUAGAAUCCUAUUUAGAAGAAAACGGUCUUAAAGAAGCAUCAGAAGAUCCGGCUCGGAUCUUUAAUACGGACGAAAGCGCUUUUUAUUUGUCACCUAAAGCCGGGAAAGUUCUUGCAAAAAAAGGGGACAAACAUAUCUACCAAUCCUCUGGUGAUGAAAAAGAUAAUUUAACGGUUUUAAUCACCGGGAAUGCCGCUGGUCAAUUAGCUCCUCCUAUGGUUGUGUUUGCCUAUGAAAGAAUUCCGUCUACAAUUUCAUCUCAGUUUCCAGAAGAUUGGGCAAUUGGACGGUCUCCGACUGGCUGGAUGUGCGGCAGCACUUUUUUCGAGUAUAUCGCGAACAUAUUCAAUCCCUGGCUAGUACACCAGAAGAUUGAAAAACCUGUGCUCUUCUUUCUGGAUGGCCAUAGGUCGCACUUGACCCUUCAUUUAUCCAAUUUUUGUGCUGAAAAUGGUAUAGAAAUUAUAGCGUUAUACCCAAACAGCACGCACAUUCUGCAGCCAAUGGAUCUUGCCGUGUUUAGACCUUUGAAAACUUAUUGGGCAAAAGCUGUUAAAGACUGGAAAUUGCAACACCUAGGACAAAAUCUAAAAAAAGAAAAUUUUGCCCCUGUUCUCAACACAGCAUUAGAGUUAAUAACUGAGAGUGCUAUUAGGAAUGGUUUUCGUGCUGGUGGGUUGUACCCCUUUGGCCCAGAUUAUGUUGAUUUAUCUAAAAUAAAAACUCGAUCAAAAUCGGAAGUUUCGACAGAACAGAUUCUUUUCUUUAAUUAUCUAGAAAAAGAUAUAACAACAAAGUUGGGGGCUGAAAAGUUGCAGAUGUUCAAUGAUUUAUUCUUUAGAGACAAAGAAGAGUUGAGUUCUCGUUUGAAUGAAGACCUGUCACUGUAUGUAAUAUGGGCCAGCAACAAACAAAUAGUCGGAAAUUCUGAUCAAGUUAAUAAAUCGAAAGAACCUUCAACACAAUCAUUAGUUGAAGUCCCGAAUCCAACAAAAGAUCCUGCUAUUCCAAUUACAAGUACAUCAACAGACUUAAUUGAAUUUGAUCUGACACCACAACAACACAUUCAGCUAGAUCACGACUAUGUCCACCCAUUUAAUAAUUCUGCUGUCAAUAAUCAUCAAGAAACUAACGAUACGUCACAUAACCCAUUAACUAACGAUGGGCCAAAUUCUCUAAACAUAAAAGAUCCUGUUUUGGUUGCUUUAACUUCCCGCUCCAUAAACGUGUUCCCGGAUAAUAUAUCUUCAGAAGAGAAGACUAACACAGAUUCGCUAGAGACGACCAUGACAAAAUCCAAACAUAAUAACAUAGGGUCUGAGACAUCCAAAACUGACCUAAACGCCGCAGAAGAAGAUGAAGAAAAGAAAGGUAAAAAAAGAAAGUGCAAGGAAAAGAUUCCUUAUGCUAUAACUAGUUCACCAUGGAGAGAUUAUCAUAACCGGAAAGAAAAAGAAAAAAGAGAAAAAGAGGAACAAAAGCAAAUUAAAGCUAAAGAAAGAGAAGAAAAAAGACAAUUAAAACUAAGAGAGUUGGAGAAGAAAAAGGAAAAAAAGCUGAAAGAAAAAAGUAACAUUAAGAUGAAAAAACCCAAUAGGCUAAGAAAAUGGAAACCAAGUGACACGUCUUCGGACAAUACAGAUACUGAAUUAAACUAUGCAGAUAGUGAAGAUAGCUAUAAUGUGGAAAUUGAAGAAGAAAUAACAGACACUGAACGAGCAUCUAAUGAAAAUUCAGAAAGCUCCGAAUCCGAAGACGUCCCACUUAGUAGAUUGUCAAAUAAAAUAAGCAAAUAUGGUAAUGGUGAUUAUGUGAUUCUCAAGUAUGAGGGGGAACAUUUCCCAGGCGUUAUAAAAAAUGUACGCGGAAAUAUGUUUGAAAUUAGCACCAUGAGUUUUUCGUUGAAAAACACUUUCAAGUGGCCGGAAAAAGAAGAUAAAAUCUGGUACCAAGAGUCUGACAUUGUAGAGGCAAUAUCUGAACCAGUAUUAUGUAACAAAAGGGGCUUCUAUACUAUAGCCGAAAUGAAAAAGUAUCAGCUUUUUGAAACUUAAUUUUUAGACUAAGAUUUUUAUUGCUUUAUUCGCAACUUAGCGACUAUCAAGACUACCAUUUUAUAAUUUUAAGCAAUUUAUAGUUUAUUAAGUAAUAACUCUGUGAUUAAAGCUGCCAAUAUAUAUCGUAAGUAAUCACAUAUAAUGUUGAUUAGUUUUGUAUGCCUUUGGCAAGAUCUCCUGAAUGUAAAGACUGGUUGCUAUUAGUUAGACUUAGAAGCUCUAAAGCUAUUUUUUGAUUAUAAUAUUUUAUUAAGAAAACCAUUCUAUUAGCAAGUAAGUAAUCUUAAAAGAUUCUUUACCUGCCCAUUUUGUUAUAAUUGUCAAUGUUGAAAAUAAGUAUAAUUUAUCACUGUUUAUAAAUGAGAGCUUAAAAUAACAAUAUUAAGAGACUGAUUGAAAUUUGUUUUUUAUUCCUAAAUCCUCAUAAUACUUAGGUACAACUCCAGGGGGGUGUUCAACGAAGCUACAAGUUACAAGAAUUUUAAAAAUUUUGGUAGUUCUAAGCUGGAUUAGGAAUAAUUGAUUACUGGACUGUUGAAUAUUGGAUGUCGAUAAAAAGAACAUGUCGAUUAUUAGAUCUCGAUCAUUGGAACACGUCGAUUACUGGUUGUCGGUAAAUGGAUUUCUGUAGUCGAUUACUAGGAAAAAAAAUAUAAAAAUCUAUUUUAGUAUAUCUUUUCAA
Molecule: messenger RNA, 3360 nt
Organism: Plodia interpunctella (Indianmeal moth)
Lineage: Eukaryota; Metazoa; Arthropoda; Insecta; Lepidoptera; Pyralidae
Exons: 2
Coding region: 174-2675 (833 amino acids)
Cellular component (GO): nucleus
Molecular function (GO): DNA binding
Source: RefSeq, a predicted model, not a curated record